AUGUCUUCAUCACUCGACCAACUCAAGGCCACUGGCACCGUCGUUGUCGCCGACUCUGGUGACUUUGCUACGAUCAAGAAGUACCAGCCACAAGAUGCCACCACCAACCCAUCGUUGAUCCUCGCCGCGUCCAAAAAGCCAGAGUAUGCGAAGCUCAUUGACGAGGCCGUUGCAUAUGGCAAGAAGCAGGGCAGCAACAUUGAUGAGAAGGUGGACCACACAUUGGAUGCUCUGCUUGUGCAGUUCGGCAAGGAGAUACUCCAGAUUGUGCCUGGCAAGGUCUCGACAGAGGUGGAUGCCAGAUACUCUUUCGACAAGAAGCAGUCUGUCGCAAAGGCUCUGCACAUAAUCGAUCUUUACAAGGAGCAGGGCAUUGACAAGUCGCGUGUCCUGAUCAAGCUUGCAUCGACCUACGAGGGUAUCCAGGCCGCUCACGAGCUCCAGACCAAGCACGGCGUCAACUGCAACUUGACCCUCAUGUUCUCGCUCGUCCAGGCCAUCGCCGCAGCUGAGGCUGGCGCUUUCCUCAUCUCUCCAUUCGUCGGCCGCAUUCUCGACUGGUACAAGGCCAACACCAAGCAAGAGUACAGCGCCGAGAACGACCCAGGUGUCAAGUCCGUCCAGCAGAUCUUCAACUACUACAAGAAGUUCGGCUACAACACCAUUGUCAUGGGUGCAUCUUUCCGCAACAUCGGCGAGAUCACUGAGCUGGCUGGCUGCGAUUACCUUACCAUUGCACCAAACCUCCUUGAGCAGCUCUACAACAGCCAAUGCAAGGUGCCCAAGAAGCUCAUCUCCGAGGACGCCUCUUCGCUGAACCUCGAGAAGAAGAGCUACCUCAACGACGAGGCCAACUUCCGAUUCGACUUCAACGAGGACACCAUGGCAGUCCACAAGCUGUCUGAGGGCAUCAGCAAGUUUGCUGCUGACGCCGUUACCCUCCGGGAUAUCCUCAAGGACAAGAUCGGCGCUUAG
Messenger RNA from Fulvia fulva, 975 nucleotides. RefSeq names its product Transaldolase. The record is from RefSeq and is a predicted model, not a curated record. NCBI's taxonomy places the organism in Eukaryota, Fungi, Ascomycota, Dothideomycetes, Mycosphaerellales, Mycosphaerellaceae. Gene Ontology annotation, molecular function: transaldolase activity. The coding region runs from base 1 to 975 and encodes 324 amino acids. Gene Ontology annotation, biological process: pentose-phosphate shunt; carbohydrate metabolic process; pentose-phosphate shunt, non-oxidative branch. The transcript is spliced from 4 exons. Gene Ontology annotation, cellular component: cytoplasm; intracellular anatomical structure.